CGCCAGCCUUGACGCCUCCCUCCCCCCGCAGGCCCCAGCGGAAUUCCUACUACCCGACCACCUCCUUCAACAGAUACCGACGCAACGAACGGGACGACCCCUUCGACCGCAACCCGAUGUUCAGAGCGUCCAGCUCGUACAACUCGCGCAAGGGUGGCCCAAGAACCCUCAGCCGCUCCACUGACCGGAGCUUCAGCCGCUUCGGAGGCGGUCCGGAGGCUUUCCUCGAGGCAGCGACCACGGAGCGAAUCGAACCCGAGGAGGACGUGAUGGGCUUCAAGUUCAGUGGCAGCGCGGGCUUCGGGGCAUCGAGGCCGAGCGGAGGCGGACGCAAGGGCGGGCCCAGCAAAGGUGGUUCCAAGGGCGGGAAUCCCUUCGCGGCCUUCGAGCGCGAGUCGGGGCCAGGAUUCCCUCCCAUCAGGAACAUCGGCGGCGGACCCGGCUUCAGUGGGGCGAACGGGCCCGGCUUCAGCGGCCCCUCCAGCUCGGCCACCUUCGGGGGCUCGCUCGGGGCGCCCUUUAACGGGCCCGCAGCGCCGGCCUACAGCAGCCCUCCCGGCACCUUCACCGGGUCUUUGACGCAGGGCGGAGCUAAGUUCGGUGCCUCGUUCAACCCGGGUUUCAGCGGCUCCACCAGCUUCUUCGGCGGCUCCCCUGGCAGCGCCCAGCCAGGCAGGCCCGGCUUCGGCGGCAACGCCGGCGGCUCGUUCCCCGCCCCCAAGACCCCCUUCUCGGCGGCCUUCCCGGGCGUCUCGGGCAACAUCAACUUCGACCCGAACGGCGGGAACAUCCAGUUCCCGCCGCCGUCGGGCCAGUUCCCGCCGUCGUCGAUCUUCCCCUCCAUAACGGAGGAGGAGAACGUGCCCCUCGUGUUCCCGCAGGGCCCCGGCGAGGGCGGCGCCGGCCUCAACCUGCCCUUCACCAUCGACGACGAGCUCGCGGCGCUCCUCUUCGGCAUGCAGGAGGCGACCACGUCCAAGCCUCCCAUCCGCGUGACUUCUGCCGAGGAUGAGAACAAGGUCUUCAGCGGCCGACAAGACGAGACAGACGACGAGGUUGAGCCGCCGAUUCUCAUCAGGAGGCCCGAGGUUAAACAAGGCUGUAACUCCAAGCCCUCAGCCCCUGCCAACGGACGCACGGACUGUUCCACGUACGCCGGCUGUCGCUCGAUCUGCAAUCCCGGGUACCAGUUCCCCAGUGGCGAGAGGAGGCUUUAUCUCAUGUGCGAUAACGGGGAAUGGAAGGUGACCGGUAGCGUGUGGGAUACCCUGCCCGACUGCGAACCCAAAUGCAGUCCCCCGUGCGAGAACAAUGGCAUCUGCCUUGCCCCUGACGUGUGCCAGUGUCCCGAUAACUGGGAAGGAGACCAGUGCCAGAUACCCAAGGCACCGCCGGCCAAGAAGUGCUCAAACAAACCACCGACGCCGAUGAACUCUAGGAUUUUCUGCAGUAAAGAUGAGUGCAAUGCCAGGUGCCACGAGGGAUACCACUUUGCCGAGGGAACGACCCGCCUCUCUUUCCAGUGCGAGAAUGGAGACUGGGUUAUCCAGGAUCCGCGCUGGACGGAGACCCCAGACUGCGAGCCUGCCUGUGACCCCGCGUGCGAGAAUGGCGGCCGAUGCAUCGCGCCGGACAUGUGCGAAUGCGCCGUCGACUUCCGGGGCGAAUUGUGCCAAUACCCGAUUUCGAACUGCGACCCCAAGAAACUGGGCUUCAACGGAGGCUACAACUGCUCGGGCGAAGGGAUGGACUUCGGCUGCGCCCUCUGGUGUUCCCCCGGGGUCGAAUUCGAGUUCCCCGCCGAGGACUUCUACAAGUGCGACUACGCCACGGGUCUCUGGUCGCCCUCGCCCAUCCCCAACUGCGACUACGGCUUCCUUGUCGUGACUCCUGGAGCCCAAGACAUCUCUACCGGAACGUACCCUCCUGGCUUCGUCUUCACCACGACAGAGCAGAUCAAGAAGUCGCCAGGUGUGUGCUUCACCUGGUCGGGGUCUCACUACAAGUCCUUCGAUGGACGGGUUUACAGCUUCGAGAGCUCGUGCCCCUUCACCCUCCUGCAGGACUCCACCCACGGCACCUUCAGCGUCAACCUCAAGUCCAAGGGUGACUGCACAGGCUCCUCGUGCUCCAAGGCCAUCCAGCUCUUCCUUGACGACGAUGAAUACGUCCUUCAGAACACAGAGUCCGGGCAGCCGAGCCUCGAAUACCAUGAGACGAACCUCGCUAUUCCGGGUCAGAUGAACGGCGUCGUGUCCGAACGCGUGGCUCACUACGUCGUAGUCAAGGUCGCCGGAAUCGGACUCACCCUCAAGUGGGAUAUGAAGAACACAGUCAUAACGGAAGUGAACGAGCUGCUUUGGAACAGGACAUCUGGACUUUGUGGACGACGAGACGGCAACAGGGAGAACGACUGGGGUUAUUCCGAUGGCAGAUCAGAGGAUAGUUUGAGUAACUUCCUCCAAAAUUGGCAGUCGAAGACCAUUGGCGACCGGUGCCUCGGCCAGCCCAUGAUCAAGAACCCUUGCGGACGCCGACCGGUCUCCUCGGAAGCCACGGAUUUCUGUUCGAGGCUUCGCGAUGACCCCAAGUUCGAACCCUGUCGUCAGGUGGUGGACGUCGACCCGUUCGUAACUGCCUGCAAAUGGGACUACUGCGGCUGCGAGAAUGACAAGCGGGAGGACUGUGCGUGCGAGUCCUUCUCCGCCUUCUUCAGGGAGUGCACUAACCAGGGCGUCGAUCUGCCCGGAGGAUGGAGGGCCCCCGAUCUCUGCCCGAUGAUGUGCGAGCCCGGCAUGGAGUACAACCCGUGCAUGUCCGCCAUCCAGCCCCGGUGCGGACAGCCCUCCGACAACCUUCGCCCGGAGUUCUGCGUCGAGGGCUGCGACUGCCCCUCCGGCCUCUUGCUCCACAACGGCAAGUGCAUCCGCGCCGAGGACUGCCCCUGCACCUUCCACAAUAAGGAUUACCAGCCCGGCGAGACGAUCCCCAACGACUGUAAUACAUGCACGUGCUUGGGCGGGGCGUGGGUGUGCACGGAGGUCAAGUGUGGGUCCCGCUGUGCCGUGGUGGGCGACCCCCAUUACACUACCUUCGAUGGCCGACGUUACGACUUCAUGGGGAAGUGUUCCUACACGCUGGUCGAGGGCAAUGACUUCACCAUCGAGGCGGAGAAUACACCGUGCGCCGGCGCCAUAUCGGAGAGCAUGAAUUUCCCCGCGUCGGUCGUCAGCCAAUUCCCCUCGUGCACGAAGUCGGUCACCGUGCGUCUUCAAGGAACCGUCAUCCGCCUCAAGCAGAAGCGGGAAGUCACCGUUAACGGCGUCGAAGUUAAGGACUUGCCUAUGUGGAUCAACGGCGCCUACAUCAAGAAGGCGUCCAGUCUGUUCAUCAUGGUCGAACUCGACAACGGAAUCGACGUGUGGUGGGACGGCCAGGCCGGCGUGUACGUCGACGCCCCCGCUGACUUCCGAGGCGAGGUGGCGGGUCUGUGCGGCACCUUCACCGAUAACCAGAGGGACGAUUUCCUGACUCCUGAGGGGGACGUCGAGAACAACCCUAUUGCUUUUGCCAACAAGUGGAAGAUCUCGGAGAAGUGUCCAGACCAGCCCUUGGCGGAAGAAAGUCGCCCCUGUGAUCGCCAUGUGCAGAACAAGGCCGUGGCGGAGAAGUACUGUGCGAAGAUUAAGUCUGGACUUUUUGCAAAGUGCCACUUGGAGGUCGACCCCGAGCCUUACCACCGCGACUGCCUGUACGACAUGUGUUCGUGUGAGACCAAGCUGGACGGCUGCCUGUGCUCGACGCUCGCCUCCUACGCCAAGGAGUGCGCUCGUAAAGGCAUCCUGAUCGACUGGCGUGCUGAGAUUCGCGAGUGCGGCGUGCACUGCACCGGCGGCCAGAAGUACCAAGUGUGCGGCAACAGCUGUUCGCACACUUGCCUGGACCUGGCAACGAACCCGGAUUGCAAGAGGAAGUGCGUCGAGGGCUGCAAUUGCCUCGACGGCUUCUCCCUCGACCAAGAUGGCAUAUGUGUGCCCAUCACGGAAUGCCCCUGCGUGUUCGAGUCCAAAGAGUACAAGCCGGGCUACGAAAUGCUUCAGCGACAGCCCGACGGAAGCGACAUGGUCUGCGAAUGUUUCAACGCGGGAUGGAACUGCUGGGAGCCUCGAGAUAACGACACAGCCACCACGCCUCCUCAAGUGCAGUGCGCCGAACACUUACACGAGGUUUACACUGACUGCAUGCCCGAGGAGGAGAACACGUGUCAGACGAUGCACCUGCGCUCGAUUCCCGGGGACCUCUGUCGCGCCGGGUGUGUGUGUGGGGCGGGCUUCGUCAGGGACUCAGACACGGGCACCUGCAUUAAGCAUAGCAACUGUCCUUGUCACCACGGAGGAAGGUCUUACUCGGAGGGGGAGAUCAUUGUCGAGGAUUGCAAUACCUGCGAAUGCGAAGGCGGCCAGUGGGUAUGUACAGACCAACAGUGCCCGGGCAUCUGUUCCGCAUGGGGAGAGUCACACUACAAAACCUUCGACGGCCGAAUGUAUGAGUUCCACGGCACCUGCGAUUACCUGCUUGCCAAGGGGAAGUCUCAGAGGAGUGACAGCUUCGAAGUCACGGUUCAGAAUGUUCCCUGCGGUACAAAUGGCGUGACGUGCGCCAAGUCCGUCACCCUGAGAGUGGGCUCUGGCAACGCGCAAGAGACUGUGGAAUUCUCUCGCAAUAAACCUACGCCGACCAAGAACUUGACCCGCACCAUCAUCCGGGAAGCUGGCGUGUUCGUCUUCGCUGAGGUAGCUGAUAUAGGCCUAGUUUUGCAGUGGGAUCGUGGCACCCGAGCCUACCUGCGCCUCGACCCGUCGUGGAAGGGCAAGGUUCGUGGUCUCUGCGGAAACUACAAUGACGACGAACAGGACGAUUUCAAAACACCUUCGGGAGGUUCCAGCGAGGUCUCGGUUCGGAUAUUCGGAGACUCGUGGCGACUUCAGAACUACUGUCCGGAUAGCGUCCUCAUCAAGGAUACGUGCAGCCUCCACCCGCACCGGAAAGUGUGGGCGUCCGAGCAGUGCGCCGUUCUCAAGUCCGAGACCUUCACGCCCUGCCACUCAGAGGUGCCCGUCGAGCCGUAUCUGGAAAGGUGCCAGUUCGACGCCUGCGGUUGUGACACGGGCGGCGACUGUCACUGCCUCUGCACCGCCGUGGCCGCCUACGCCCACGAGUGUAACGUCCAUGGCGUGUACAUUGCGUGGAGGACGCCCGAUUUCUGCCCCAUGCAGUGUGACGUCGACUGCGAGCACUACGAAUCGUGCAUCCCGACCUGCCCGCACGAGACCUGCGACACGCUCAUGGACCCGGCGUCGCCUCUGUGUGUCCAGGAUGCGUGCGUCGAGGGAUGUGCUAAGGACGUGUGCCCCCCCGGCUACGUGUACAAGAGUGCCAGUGACGUCGAGUGCGUGCCUAAGGCCGACUGCGAGAAGAAGUGCCUCGAGAUUGACGGCGAAGUCUACAUGGAGAGUGACGUCAUUUCCGAGGACGACUGCCAUACCUGCGUGUGCACGAGGAAGACGAAGGUCUGUCGCGGCACGCCCUGCGCCCCCACCACCACGCCCCUGGUCUCCCCGCGAGUCACCACGCCCUCGCCGUCUCCCGAAGUGACGACGCCCUUCCCUCCUGGCGUCACUCCCGAAGAAGGCGAGUGCAGGGACGGCUGGAGCGAGUGGAUGAGCGAGGACAAGCCGAUCUUCUUCCGCAAGAAUUCCGACGCGGAGAUGAUUCCCGCCAAAAUCAAGCAGGGCAAGCCAGGUCAAGGUUUCUGCGAGCGAAGCCAAGUGACGGACAUCCGGUGCAGGAGCGUAGGAACGCACCGCCCCCACACGGAGCAGAGAGGCGUCAGGUGUUCCGUGGACGAGGGCCUCCUCUGCCGCGGCCGAGACGACGCCCAGGCAGACGAAGCUUGCUGGAACUACGAAAUUGCUGUCCUUUGCGAUUGUAGCAUCACCACCACAGCCGCCCCUCCUGUUACUACGCCCGCGUCCCCUGUCACGCCGCCCAUCAUUUCUACCCCCGUUGUACCCCCUGUGACUGCCCCGACCCCCAUGACCUGCGAGGAGGAAGGCUGGUCGAGUUGGUAUAAUAUUCAUUUCCCGGAUGCCAGCGGGGAGUUCGAGUCCGUGGACGAAAUCAGGAAGAUCAAUGGCAUCUGUCCCGACCACUAUAUCUCCGAAGUUGAGUGUCAACCUGUAGGAGGCGGUGACGUGGAGGCAGUGGUGACGUGUGACAACAAGGGCGCGCGAUGCCGGAAUAGUGGUGGAAAGCGCUAUUGCAAGGACUACGAGAUCCGAGUGCGGUGCGAGUGCGAGUGCCAGGACGGACUGGGCAUGCAAGAUUGGCGAAUCCCCAAUGACCGCAUAACCGCCUCCUCCGUUCUGGAUCCCGACGGCAAUCCCCAAUCAGCUCGUCUCUUUGCGGACUGGGCUUGGACUGCUCAGGACGUGAGUCCGAAUGACCAGGAGGCCAUCCAGAAGGAGUGGUUGCAGGUGGACCUCGGCGAAGUGAAGGAAGUGACCGGGGUCGUGACGCAGGGACACCCGCUCUUCAACUUCUUCGUGGAGAGAUUCGCCGUCCAGUUCUCCGAGACGGGACUCAAGUGGGACAGCGUCAAGAGCCCGGAGACCUCUUAUGCAAUGCAAUUCACGGGCAACACCGACCAGGACACGCCGGUCACCAAUCUGUUCCCUGAGCCCGUGUACGCCCGUUAUAUCCGGGUGGUCCCUCUGCAGUUCUACCAGGCCAUUUCUCUCAGGCUGGAACUCAAGGGCUGUGACGUCAGAGAAACAACGACUAUUCCAACUUGGCCUCCCGUGCCCGAAACAACGCCUGUACCCGUGUGCACAGACGGAUGGACGGAAUGGAUGAAUACCCACACACCAAGCCCUGGAGAUUGGGAUGACCUUGAUGACCUGACCUCCUUAUCGGCCAAGUACAGCUUCUGCCAGGCCCAGUACAUCGUCGAUACCCAGUGCCGCGUGGUAGGCCUAAAUCAGCCGCAUGAUCUAGCCGGGCAGAAGGGCAUCAUUUGCAACAUCAACAAUGGUCUUCAGUGCAAUGACGACUUGCAGGCUCCUGAACACUGCUACGACUACGAGGUCCGCUUCUUCUGCGACUGCAGCCCAGGGACGACGACGACGACGACGGAGGAGGGCUUCCCGCCGCCCUUCCCGCCCACGACGACCCCCCCGCCCGUCGCCACGCCCCCGCCCAGGAAGGAGUGCAGCAUGUGGGACGAGCAGAUCACGCCCCACGAGACCGACUGCAGGAAAUUUUACGAGUGCGCCCGGACGAGGACGGGAGGGACGGAGUACGUGGAGAAGGAGUGCGGCAUAGGAACCUUCUUCCAUCCCAGGCUCAAAGUGUGCGACUUCGAGGGCAACGUCGCCCUUGAGAAACCCGAGUGCAAGCCCUUACCCCCGAAGAUCUCCGAGCCCUCCAGCACCACCCAGGAGGCGACGAAGCCCGAAACCUGCACCGAGGACUUCUGGACGGAGUGGUUCAACGUCUCGCACCCCGACACGGACAACGGCGACAUGGAGACCUUCGAGAAGAUCCGCGAGGAGGGCUUCGGCAUCUGCGAGGACAUGUACAUCAUGGACAUCGAGUGCCAGUACAGCAAGGUGACCGAGGUGGCCGGCGACAGUUCGAAGGGCGGAUUCAAGGGCGGGAGGAAGGGCGGAAGGAAGGGCGGACGGCGAGGCCCCCCGGAGCGCAUCGUGACCCCGAGCGACUACACCACCAGCAGGGACGUGAGGGUCACCUGUUCUCGCGAGUUCGGCCUCACCUGCUUCAACUCCCACCAGCGCUUCAGGUCCAAGUGCGAGGACUACGCCAUCAGGGUCCUGUGCUCGUGCGAGGCCACGAGACCGACGCAACCGGCCAAGGAAGUCACCACAGCUUACACCGAUGUCAGAGAAUCCACGGUCGUCACGACACCGGCGACGUCUGUGUACCAAUGUCCCAUCGGUACACGCUACGAGCCGAACGCUAUCCGGUGCGAUCGAGUGUGUCUGAACUACCUGUACGUGUUGAAGCAGGCCGGAGAGUGCCAGGGAAAUGGAGACUUCGCCCCAGCCUGUGUGAACAUCACCUCCCCCGUAGCAUGUCCUGGAAACCAGUACCUGAGAGAUAAGUCGACGUGUGUUGACAUCCGGGACUGUAACUGUCGACUUCCCAACGACAUGGUGGCGCCGCCUGGUCGAGUUUUCAGAGUGAACGAGUGUGAAGUAUGUCAGUGUAGCAAUAAUUACCUGAUGUGCGAUUCGUCUCUGUGCCUCACCGCCCUCCCUUGGAUCAGGGAGACGGAGAAGCCAGUCAUUAAAUGCAACGAGUGGACAUCGUGGCUCAGUUCCUCCAACGCCAGCGACGGGAACGACGUCGAACUUCUGUCUGACCUGAGGAAGACGCACCCGACUUUGUGUUACUAUGCACAGCAGAUCGAGUGUCGCGUGAAGGGAUCUAAUGCAUCGGCACUGACAGCUGGCCAGAAUAUAGAAUGCAAUCCCUCCAAAGGUCUGAUCUGUAAGAAGGAUCAGAAUCCACGAGGCUGUCUGGACUAUGAAGUGAGAUUCGUGUGUGACUGUUCAGAGUUCACCGAUUUAGACGCGGGUGAACUCACGGAAACGACAACGAUUCCCACCACGACGUACACAUCCUUCCAUUUCACCAACGUCACUACUACGUUGAUACCCUACAUGGACCAAUGUGUUGACGACAAGAAAUACGUCAAGUGUGCCUUGCCGUGUGACAGGGUGUGCAUGUACUAUAAACAGAUCUUGAGACAAAAUGGAUUCUGCGAACUUGACGGUGACUGUGCCCCAGGAUGUCUCGAGGAGGAACAGGCCAUGAUGUGCCCCCCAGGGUUCUACAUGCUCGAUACCAACAAAUGUGUUGCUGUGGCCGAUUGUAGCUGUCGCUUGGCCAACGGGAUGGCUUUGCCGGCUGGUGAAUGGUACAGCGUCUCUCCGUGUGAACGCUGCAUGUGUCAAAACAACAACUUGCUGUGUGAUCGCAGUCCAUCCUGCGUUGAAGUCACGACCGUGGAGCCAACCAUUUCCACGGUGAAGGUCGUCACUAUUGAAGUCACGCCCAAUGAGAUAAAGCGAGCGAGCAAGGGAGAAAAAUACAGAAAUCCACACAGCAGAGUGAAUGAAACCUUCCACCUCCCCUUCAGGUACAUCCACCUACUGAAGAAUGUGGAUGACAGUGCCUUCUCCUCCACCCGCGCCCGUAACUCCUUUUUCGGUCCAGCUAACGCCCGCCUCUAUAACGACGACGGUUCCCUUAACACCAAGAGUUGGAGUCCGAACAUCAACGACCAGAACCAGUACGUGCAAAUCGACCUGGGUUCAGUGCAACCUCUCUACGGGCUGGAGAUGGGCGGAAACCCCACCACGAGGGAGAGGGUCACCGCCUUCCGAGUGCAAGUUUCCGAUGAUGGCUCCACCUGGAGUUAUGUGACCUCUGACCCCGAUGACCCCAAGAGUACACCCAAGGGAGACGAGAUGUGCCCCAAGUACGAGUGCAUUCCGCCGUCGACCACCAUGGCACCCCCUGAAUGCCCGCCCCUUCUGUGCCCCGACGGGUAUGAAGUCCAGACCUCAGAGGACAUCAUCCCAGAGAUGCCCUUCGGAGAGUGCCCGGAGUACCAGUGUGUGACCCCCAUGCCCCCUACCGCCCCCUGCCCACCGCCCACGUGCCCUCAGGGAUAUGACAUUUUCUUCGCCGAUCCGACAGCGUUGUUGGAGCUCUGUCCGUCGUACGACUGCAUGCCGAUCAUCACAACCACCAUGUGUCCGCCGGUCGAGUGCGGAGAAGGCCUGCGCACCAUGUACAUCCACACGGCAGAGGGAUCCGCAUGUCCGCAGUACACGUGUGUCCAGGUCACUACGCCCGUGGCCAUCACGACGGAGCCCCCUGUUACGUGUCCGCCGAUGGAGUUCCCGAUUUGCAAGGCAGAUGAAGAGCUUUACCAGGUUAACCCUAAUGAAAUGUGUCCACGCUUUGGCUGCAAGCCCUUCGGAAUGACGCCCACGCCCAUCCCCGAGGCGCCGAGGAACAUCACGCCCAUUUGCAACGUCGAUGGGCGGACGUUCGAUUCCUUUGACGACUCGCACUACCAGAUCGAGCCCUGCAACCACAUCUUGGCCGAGGAUAAGAUAAACAAGAACUGGGUGAUUUCAAUGCACCGCAACUGUUCCUUCAGUGAUAGCUGUGAUCGCUUCCUCAAGAUAACGCAGAAUGACCAGCAACUCAUUCUCAAGCCUGACCUUCUCAUUGUGUGGGACGAAAACUCUUACACCUGUCUCACAGGUAAGGCCCAGAGAAUCGGCUCCUCCCAGAACACCUUCACUGUGUCUCGUGUGGGCGACUCCAUCCGCUUCUACUCGACUGUUUACAAGUUCAACGUCGAAUGGAAUACUGAAAUGAACGUCAGGAUUGAGCUGGACUCGGAGCUCUUGAACCAGGUGGAUGGUUUGUGCGGCUUCUACACUGGCUACGGCCACGACGACAAAACGAAACCCGACGGCAAGCUCGCACCGACCAUGAAGGACUAUGGCCAGUCGUGGGCUCUGGACGACCACCCCUGCGAGGAGAAGCCCAAGUGCAGCGUCGCGCAGUCCGCCGGUUCCUUCAGGCUGUGUGAGGCCAUUCGAAACGACCCCUUCACCAAGUGCCAUUCGUCAGUGGAUCCUUCCGUCUUCAUGAAGGGCUGCGUGGCCAGCACCUGCGACUGCCUGAGGGAGGGCAAGGGCGAGGAGGAGUGCCGGUGCCAGGCCCUCACCCACUACGUGACCCGUUGCCUCGAGGCGGACUCCACUAUCAAACUGGACGACUGGCGCAUCGUCUCUAAGUGCUACAAGGAGUGCGGACCGGGCGAGAGGUACCAGGACUGCUUCCGCGCAACCUGCGAGAAGUCCUGCGAGAACCUGCACGACGACUCCGCUUGCUUGGAGCGCGAGGGGUCGUGCGUGCCCGGCUGCUUCUGCUCGCCCGGCCUCGUCCGCAAGGGAGAACGCUGCGUGAACCCCGAGAAGUGCGGAGACUGCGUGUGCGAAGGCUACGGCGACCCGCACUACCAGACCUUCGAUCGCCAGAACUACACCUUUAACGGCGAGUGUUCGUACGUGGCCGCGCGGGACAAGAACGUCCGCGGCCAGCAUGCUUUCCAGGUGAUCACCCGAAACAAGCAAUGCACAGUGCAGCCUGUGACCGUGUGCACCGACGCCGUCACUGUGCUCUACAAGGACCACACAGUUUUCAUAGAAGCCUUGGGAGAGGACGCCGUCAGUGUGACAGUGGACGGCGAAAACAUCCCUGCUUUCCCCUACCGAGAUUCCUGGCUUGCUCUGGAACAGCCCGAUCCCAAGCAGGUCAUGGCAGCCAUCUCGGAGAUUCAGCUGGAGGUCAACUUCUUCUUGGAGAAUUACGGCUUUUCGGUCAAGGUUCCGUCGAGACUCUACUUCAAUAAGACUGAGGGACUCUGCGGUAAUUGCAACUUCAAGAACGACGACGACUUCGUAGCGCAAGGGACGGGUCUGGUCGAGUCUUCAGACGUCUUCGGGAGAAGUUGGUUGCUCGAAGGCGAACCUUCGACCUGCGGCGUCCUGGAGAAGGACACAACCAGCUGUAUCCCUCUGCCUCCCGACGAGGACCCGUGUCUUCGCAUCAUGGACGAAAAUCUAUUCGGAAAGUGCCAUCCUGUAGAAGACCCAGUACCUUAUGUCUCGUCCUGUAUCAUGGAUGCCUGCGGAAGCCGAGAGCCUGAAGUGGCAGCGUGUCACAGUCUGGAGGCCUAUGCUAGGCGCUGCGCCGAGCUGGACAUCUGCCUCAACUGGCGCUCGGAUAACCUGUGCCCGAAGACGUGCCCAGACACCCUCGAGUUCAGACCAUGUGGGCCUGGCUGCGUUCGAACGUGUGAGAAUUACGAAGAACUGAACGCAAAUCAAGACGCGUGUCCGAUUUCUCCCGUGGAUGGCUGCUUCUGUCCGGAUGGCAUGGUUUUGGAUAACGGCGCCUGCAUUAACGAGACCUUCUGCACCACCUGUGACAACGAAGGGCAUCGCAUCGGGGACUCGUGGAAGACAGAUCCUUGCACCACCUGCGAGUGUACGAUGAGAGGUAGUGUGUGCAGUACGAAGGCUUGUCCGGACGACCCCAUUUGCGACGAGGGCUAUGAAGUCGUUGAGGUACCCGGCACCGGUGACGACUGCUGCGGCCCCAGGAAGAAGUGCAAGGUCGUCCAGAAGAUUGACUGCCCGGACCUCGUGAAGCCCAAGGAGGAGUGCGGAUACGGCCAGAAGCACAAGCUGAUCGAGGCCCCUGGCGUGUGUCCUCAGUACGCCUGCGUGUGCGUGGAGCCCAAAGACUGCCCUGAUGUCGAGCUGCCCAAAGACAGCGACCUCAAGCCAGGUGAGGAAUGGAUUUUGGAAGACAGUGGGUGUUGCCCGAGAUACAAGGCCGAAUGCACGGACCUCUGCCCGGAGAUAGAGUGCCCCGAGUUCUACGAGCCUGUCGAAAGGCCUCUGCAGUCAGGCCAGUGCUGCCCCGAGGUGGAGUGCGAGCCACCGACCGACGCUUGCAUCUACGAGAACAUUUACAUCGUCGACGCCACUGGCUUCCAAAAGAGCGUGGCACAGCCGACCGCCACUAAGAAGGGAGGCAGACCUCAGCUGCCUGAGCCAGAGAAGAAACUGUACAAGGUUGGAGAGAGCUGGGAAGACGGUCUGUGUCUCAAGUGCCAGUGUACGCUGGACAGCACCAACAAACCCCGCCACACUUGCACAGAGCAGACUUGUCCCACGAUGGACACACACCCCGAUCGCGGCCAAUUCCAACUGGACAGCCUGCAAGUACCCGGCCAGUGUUGUCCCGACAUCGUGCGAACAGCGUGCAUCGACGACUAUGAGGUUGUCGCUAUCGGAGACCGGCUGGACGAUCCAUUCAAUGGCUGUCGUAGCGUGGAGUGCGUGAGGAACCCCGAAGGCAAAGUGGAUAAAGUGGAGCAGAUCCACACCUGCGACGAGAACUGUCCACUUGGCUGGGAAUACGAGCCGUCGCCUCUGUACCCGCAAGUGUGCUGUGGCGACUGUGUGCAGGUGGCGUGUGUCGUGGACGGCGCGGUGAAGAACGUAGGAGAGACUUGGGUGUCUGAUGACUUCUGCACUACCUUCACCUGCUCCAAAGACAGCGGCAGUCAGAUCCAGAUCCAGGCGGUGGAGGUGCAGUGUCAGGAGCCGAGUGCGAAGGACCGCGAGAAUUAUGUGUACGAGGAGAAGCGCUUGCCCGACCAGUGCUGUGCCCUCUACACGCGCACCGCCUGCCUCUUGGAUGGCGUGCCCGUCCAGGCCGGCGAGAGUGUCCAGGACCCGUUGGACAGCUGCCUGACCGUGACCUGUGAUCUGGCCAGCGACGGCAACGUGACCCGGCGAGAGAAGGAGACCACGUGCGACAGCGAAUGCGCCUUCGGUCAGACCUUCAUCGAGCCGAUUGAGGGAAGCAACGACUGCUGUGGCAAGUGUCUGGUCACGCACUGUGUGGACGACGGCAUCGCCCACCCGAUCGGCGAGCGGUGGGAGAGCGAGAGCGACGUCUGCUACGAGUACAGCUGCGAGACCAGGGACGACGUCCUCACUACCGUGGCUAUCAAGAAGGACUGUCCUUACUUCGACCCCGAGUGCCCUCCCAACGAGAUCUAUAUGGACGAGAAAGGGUGCUGUCAGCUGUGCAACGUGACGCGGCCGGUCAAGAGCGAUUGCAAGCCGAACCCAAUGCCCCUGGCCGAGACGGUGGGUAUCUUCACGCUGGCGGCCCGGAGUGUGGGCACGUGCAAGAACCCCGACCCCGUACCCGGUUUCAACACAUGUUCCGGACACUGUGAUUCGUUCACUUCAUUUGUUGCAGGUCGCAGAGCAGGACACAUCUCGACCUGCUACUGCUGCAAGCCCGCCCGCCUCGAGAAGAUCCGAGUGGACAUGCGCUGCGACACCGGCUACGCCUUCGCCCGCGUCUACGACAACAUCGUGGAGUGCGAGUGUCUUCGCUGCGACGACAACACUCCGGACUACGUGGGCGACGAACCGAUCCUGGACGACGCGGAAUUCUUUGCCAUCACGGCGGAACCCAUUGAUGUCUAAGGCCCCACUGUCCCUCUGACUUCUCCCUUUCUUUCUUUUCUCCUUCUACUUUGCUCUUUUGCAGUUGUCCCUUUUCUUUCUUUCUCCUUUCUUUCUCACUUCAUCUCCUUCUGUCCAUUCCUUUUGCUCUUCUCCUGUCUUUCUCCUUCUUCCUCCCUCUCUUCUCCCUUUCUCAUUCUCACUUCGCCUCCUUCAUCUGUCCUUUCCUUUCUCCCUUCUCCCAACUUUUUAUUUUCUUACUCCUUCUUCCUGUCUCAUUUUAUUCCUUUCACCUUCUCACUUCACCUCAUCCACCUGCUCUUCCCCUUCCCCCUACUCCCAUCUUUAUCCUUCCUUUCUCCUUCUCACUUCUCGACUCCCCACGCGAUCACACUGACUUGCUCCCGCCUUGCCUCGCGCUGCCCUGAGAUCUCUUGGCCGACACUUCAAAACAUUCGCUCAAUCCCGGCGAGGAUAUUGUAUAAAUAUUAAAAAAUAUAUAUAAUUUAAAGAGAAUAGUGUAAUGUAAAGAGAUUCCCGGCCAGAUUAUUGGCGACAGCAAAGAGGAAAAGGCCACAACCUCUUAAUAGAUAUGCCAGCAGACCCCCCCAGAUGCCGACCGAUCGAUCACGACGAUAGCGAACAUUUUGUAAAUAUUUACAUUUAUAAUCACGUUUUGCAAGAAUCAAAAAAAAUAUACAAAAAAAUGCUUGAGCAGUGAAAAAAGUACAAAAAAUAUUCCAGCACUGAUAAAGUGUUAUAACCCUAUCAAUAAAAGGAACUCUUA
This is a messenger RNA of Penaeus chinensis, 14952 nucleotides long. RefSeq lists its product as uncharacterized. NCBI's taxonomy places the organism in Eukaryota, Metazoa, Arthropoda, Malacostraca, Decapoda, Penaeidae. The transcript has 84 exons. Gene Ontology annotation, molecular function: chitin binding; protein binding. The record is from RefSeq and is a predicted model, not a curated record. Bases 117 to 14186 code for a protein of 4689 amino acids. Gene Ontology annotation, cellular component: extracellular region; extracellular matrix.